Molecule: messenger RNA, 1076 nt
Organism: Morus notabilis
Lineage: Eukaryota; Viridiplantae; Streptophyta; Magnoliopsida; Rosales; Moraceae
Product: transport and Golgi organization protein 2 homolog
Exons: 5
Coding region: 59-895 (278 amino acids)
Source: RefSeq, a predicted model, not a curated record
UAUCCAAUCCAAAUAACCAAAAGUAAAAUAAUUCGUGAAAUACCCAAAUAUCCCAGCGAUGUGUAUAGCGGUGUUUUUGUGGCAAUCCCAUCCGUUGUACCCUUUCUUUCUCUUGCUCAACAGGGACGAAUACCACAGUCGAGCGACGGAGGCUUUGGGAUGGUGGGAAGGAGGGGAAAUCUUGGGAGGAAGAGAUGGAUUGGCGGGUGGGACCUGGUUGGCUUCUGGAAGAGAUGGUAGGCUGGCUUUCGUCACGAACGUUCGAGAACUUUCUGUGCUUCCAUUAGCCAAGAGCAGAGGAGACCUCCCAGUUCGUUUCUUAGAGAGCAAAAAGAGCCCUCUAGAGUUUGCCGAGGAAAUUGUGGAGGAGGCACAUCAGUUCAAUGGAUUCAACCUGAUUUUAGCUGAUAUAUGUUCCAAGACCAUGGUUUAUGUAACCAAUAGACCAGAAGAAGAACAAAAGUUUGUGACCAAAGUCUUGCCUGGAAUUCAUGUGUUGGCAAAUGCAAAUCUGGACACUCCAUGGCCUAAGGCUAAACGACUAGGUGACGGUUUCAACGAGUUUUUAGAUAAAUAUGGUGAUGGUGAACUUCCAUAUAAAGAAAUGGUCGAAAAGUUAAUGACCAACAGAAUCAGAGACGACAUAAGUUUGUUGCCUCGCAUUUAUACCCCAGAAAAGGAACACUGCUUAAGUUCCAUAUUUGUCGACGCAGACACUCCAUUGGGACGUUAUGGCACUAGAAGCACUUCUGCAUUGUUUGCUACAACAAACGGGGAAGUCAGCUUCUAUGAGAAGCAUCUGGACAUGGAGAAUGAGCAGUGGAAAGAGCGGAUCAUAACUUACGAGAUCAAUAAAGAAGAGGAAACGGAACCGAAUGAUAAAACGUUAAAAUAGUUCGGUUACUAGUACUACUUCCUCUGCUGCUAAUGAUGUCAUUUCAAACUUUGUUGAAUGGAAAAGUUGGUCUAAAAGAUCAACUUUGUCAAGUGUAUGUAACUUGCCUAUAUAUGGUGGCACCAUUUCAAAGAAUUUUUGUUGUUUUGGCUAUAUAAAUGAAAAUCGCGAGUACCCACGA